This is a messenger RNA of Ahaetulla prasina, 2329 nucleotides long. It is a transcript of the gene AFMID, whose product is annotated as arylformamidase. Gene Ontology annotation, cellular component: cytoplasm. Gene Ontology annotation, molecular function: arylformamidase activity. NCBI's taxonomy places the organism in Eukaryota, Metazoa, Chordata, Lepidosauria, Squamata, Colubridae. The transcript has 11 exons. The record is from RefSeq and is a predicted model, not a curated record. Bases 579 to 1457 code for a protein of 292 amino acids.
UAAUGUGUGGGUGCAGUCAAAACUAAAGUGGAUAUAUGCUGAAUAAACAUGUUUCUAAAACAGCUUUCAUUUUUAGAAGUUGACUGGCCUUCUCUCAGUAUAUCUUGGUUAAUAUUUAACGUUAUUUGCCAAUUAUUCAUUUUCAGCAUACUUAUGAAGGCAUGGUAGAAAAAUUUGUUUAUAGAGACACAGAGAUCAGCAAGUUAAGACAAGCUUAAAAAAAAUGGGGUGGGGUAGAGAAAACAUUGCCAGGCCUAACAUUACCAUUUCUUCCCCAAAUUUGUACACUUGCUAUUGUAGCAAGAAGACAGUGAGCGGAGUUUACUCAGUGUCUCUGUUCUACAGCGAACUACUUUCUGUGUAGCCCCAAUGCUGGUAUGACCAAUGAGGACAGCCUCCUAAUCAGGAAUUUCUGACGUCUUGCAGAGCAGCUGGAAGACCACAGAUCAAGGAGGAACACUGAAUCUGAUCCGCAUGGUUUGUCAGAGGCUAUAUAGGAUCACAUGUUCUCACCACUUUGUUCGCCUUGAGCCCAGGUUCAUCGGGAGAAGGAAUAUAGCCACAAUUUAGCCAUUGCUAUGGGAAAGUGGCAGGAAAUGACAAAGGAGGAGCUGGAGACUCAAUAUUCUCCUAGCAGAUGGUCUCCACGGCUGGAUAAGGAUGCUGUGAUUGAGGCACACAUGAAAGCAGUGACUGAAGGUACUCAAAACGCCCAGGCAUUCACCCAAACUCUGCUGAAUGUCCCAUAUGGCUCCAGUGAGGGAGAGAAACUGGAUGUGUAUCUUCCUAAAAAACAUGUUGAAAGCUUUCCUCUGGUCCUCUAUAUUCAUGGUGGCUACUGGCAAAGUUUGAGCAAAGAUGUUUCUGGGUUUGCUGCAUGUCCCCUAGUAGAUCAAGGCAUUGCCUUGGCUGCAGUUGGCUAUGAUGUGGCUCCGAAAGGCCAACUGGAGGUGAUGGUUGAGCAGGUGCGGCAUAGUGUGGCUUUUGCAGUUCAGCAAUAUACAGGGAUCAGUGGUGUCUAUCUGCUUGGGCACUCGGCAGGAGCCCACCUGGCAGCCAUGGUACUUUCCACAGAUUGGGCAAAAUUUGGCAUUGAGCCAAACAUCAAAGGUCUCUUUUUGGUGAGCGGUGUUUAUGAUUUGGAGCCCAUUACGCAUACCUAUGUUAAUGAUCUGCUGCAGAUGAGCCAUGCAGUGGCUCAAGAGAACAGCCCUUUGUCUUGUGUGCCAAAGGUGAAAGACAAGAAAACUUGCCAGGUGCUUAUUGCAGUAGCCCAGCACGACCCACCUGAGUUCCACAGACAGUCUCAGGAAUAUUGUCAGGCUCUUCGUACAGCAGGUUGGAAGGUCUCCUUGCUAGACCUAGCAGGCACAGAUCACUUUGAUGUCAUUGAGAAACUCUCCCAGGAGAACUAUCUCCUCACACAGGUGAUAUUGAACAUGAUUUCAAGUGGCUGAAGCCAGGAAAGGAACAAUUGUUGUCAGCCUGCUGUCUUCUUCUCCACUGUCUUUCCACUGAACUCCUUUAGAUCAAACAAGGACUGAGCUUCCUGCCCCUUUUUUUUCUCAGCUGCAGAUGUAUUGAGACCAGAGAUAUCACGUGGAACUUUGAAACAGCCCACCUCUGCUCUCACACCGUGACUUCUAUUAUGGCAUGAGAGAUGAAAAGCAAUAAAAAAAAAAACCAGAGCCUGAAUUACAUCUUUAUGAUAGAUGUCCAUUACAUGAUCCAAAGGAUAAAUUAUCACUUUAUUUUGCUUUAGACUCAAACUGCAGGUAUAUAUUCUUCCCUUUGAACAGCAACUGCAUAUGAUGUUCUGGGUGCAUAUAAAGCCAUCAUAGUCAGAAUAGUAAAACUAUGAGUUACCUCAGUGGUAGCUGUUCUUUUUGGUUAUGGCUCCCUGUGCUUUUGAGGACUAUAUGUGUCUUCAUAAAAACGGGAAGGAAUCAUCCAGCCCAUUUUGCUCCUAUCUCAAAGCAAUUUUUGUUAGGAAAUUACUGGGGCUAAUUUCUAGUUUAGUUUGCACCUGGAUCAAUCUUAGCUAAUCUUUGCAUCUAGAUUAGAGCAAGGAUACAGCCACUCAGUCCAGCUAACAAAAGUAUAGUUAAUAUCUAUGUAUUAAAUAUUAGCAAAGAUUAGAAAGAGUUAACUGGAAAAAAUUGAAUAAAAAGCAAACAAAGACAGGGGAAGAGAAGAAUAUCAAGCAAGUAUUUACAUUUGUAAUUGGACUGCAAUUCAGGGUGAGUUUACCAGAGAAUAAUGGAAGUGUAAGGAAAAAUAGUAAACUUUAAAGAAUUAACCAGAGGAAAGAGGUAGUUAUGUACAGCAC